Molecule: messenger RNA, 1124 nt
Organism: Panicum virgatum (switchgrass)
Lineage: Eukaryota; Viridiplantae; Streptophyta; Magnoliopsida; Poales; Poaceae
Exons: 3
Coding region: 6-1124 (372 amino acids)
Source: RefSeq, a predicted model, not a curated record
AUGACAUGCUUGGAAUUGAGCCCCUCGAGCUACGUUUUCAUUUUGAGCUUAACAAGCAGAUAACAGCCCUGGUUAGGCUAACCAACGAGACAAAGCACGAUUACUUAGCCUUUAACAUCCAAACGUCAAGCUUGCUGCUGUACACACAGCCAGACAAAGGCAUUGUGUCACCAGGAUCCAUGCGCAGUGUCAAGAUAACACUGCGAGCACAGGAGAAUGCACCGCAACGUCCGGAUGAGAUCAUCGUACAGAGCACAAAAGUGAAGGAAGGUCUCGCGAUCGAGGAUAUCACUGAACACAUGUUUCAAGAAGAGGCCGGAAUUGUUGAUGAGGUGAAUUUGGCAGUUGUAUAUGAGCCUGAUAAACCCAACAGAAAUCCCAAGAGUCGAGAAGACACCAAGAAAAGGAAACAGAUGGUCGAAUUUGCUUCCAGCGAGGAAAAACCUGGCGUCAGCGCAACUUGGCAAGCAAACGCAGUCCCCAUGGACAUUAAUAAUUCUAUGAGCUACAAAGAUGCGCGAGGACAACGUACUGAGCAAGAGCAGCAACCAGAGCGCCCUAGUUUACAUGCAGCACCAAACAUCAUUUCGCGCGAUCCAAGGACCAAGAUGGGCAACAGAGCUGUGGAUCUUGCAACCGGGGCCAUGGGCAGCCUGCUUCAUAAGCUUGACGAGCUCCAAAAGGAAGAGUACAAUCUAGAGAUAAGCGUGAAGGCAGACAUAGAGUCUUUCUCUGAAGAGCUGAUGGAGAUGCAGCUAGCCCUCUGCAAGGUGUCAGAGGUGCAGCGGGACAACCGCGAUGACCAGAUCAAGUGCUGGGCCGACAGUGUCAGGGAGAUGUCGUAUGACAUUGAGGAUGUUGUUGAUGGCUUCCUGGUACACAGCGAGCCUGCCUCAAACACGGGAUUCUUCAUGGGGCUCAUGCACAAGAUGUUCAACCUCUUCAAGAGGGAUAAGACUCACAAUCCGAUUGGCCACGCCAUCAGAGACAUCAAGAAACAAGUUCAGGUUGCAGCCGAUAGGCGUAAAAGGUUCAAGGUCGACGAAGGCGUGGCUAAUGUGGCUGUUGCAAUUACCAUUGACCCUCGCAUUUCGGCUAUAUACAAAGUGAGGGACCGAAACUAG